CAUUAUUGCACAUUUUCUCAAAAGCUUUGUUUUUUUUUUUUCUUUUUCUCUGAUUCAAUAAUACAACAACAAUGUCCACGGAGAAGGAGAGAGAGACCCAAGUUUACUUGGCCAAGCUCUCUGAGCAAGCCGAGAGAUAUGAAGAGAUGGUUGAAUGCAUGAAGACAAUUGCAAAACUUGAUCUAGAACUGACUGUGGAAGAGAGGAACCUGCUCUCAGUGGGAUAUAAGAAUGUGAUUGGUGCAAGAAGAGCCUCUUGGCGCAUCAUGUCAUCAAUUGAACAGAAGGAAGAGUCUAAAGGAAAUGAGAGCAAUGCAAAACUGAUAAAAAAUUAUCGCCAAAAGGUCGAAGAGGAACUGUCCAAGAUUUGCAGUGAUAUUCUCAGCAUUAUUGAUCAGCAUCUUGUUCCUUCUUCCACCUCAGGAGAAGCCACCGUUUUCUACUAUAAGAUGAAAGGUGACUAUUAUCGAUAUCUAGCCGAGUUCAAGACCGACCAGGACAGAAAGGAGGCAGCUGAGCAAUCACUGAAGGGAUAUGAGGCUGCUUUAGCUACUGCAAGCACAGAUCUUCCAUCAACACAUCCAAUCCGUCUUGGACUUGCACUCAACUUCUCAGUCUUCUAUUAUGAGAUACUGAACUCUCCUGAAAGGGCCUGUCAUUUGGCUAAGCAAGCUUUCGAUGAGGCAAUUGCAGAGUUAGACACCUUGAGUGAAGAGUCAUACAAGGACAGCACUUUGAUCAUGCAGCUGCUGAGAGACAAUCUCACUCUCUGGACCUCCGAUCUACCUGAGGAUGGAGGUGACGAAAUCAAAACAGAAGAAGUCAAACCUGCUGAAACUGUUGAGCACUGAUAGGAUACCGCUGCCCCUGGAGCAGUGAAGUUCAUUUGGACCAGAAAAUGCAAAUUAUGGUCACUUCAUAGUUGCUGUGCUCUCGUUAAACCUAGAAAAGUUCAACCUGCGGCAUUUUUUAGUUACCAAAUUUAUUUUUUUAUAUACUUCGUAUAUUUUAAGUAAAGUGGUCAAUUGAAGUAACGGAUAAUUUACAUAUUUUACUUAAAAGCAUCUCUUCUCUUUAUUGAUUACUUUUGAAUUGA
Glycine soja is the source of this 1096-nucleotide messenger RNA. RefSeq names its product 14-3-3-like protein GF14 iota. NCBI's taxonomy places the organism in Eukaryota, Viridiplantae, Streptophyta, Magnoliopsida, Fabales, Fabaceae. Gene Ontology annotation, biological process: signal transduction. Gene Ontology annotation, cellular component: cytoplasm. The transcript is spliced from 7 exons. The record is from RefSeq and is a predicted model, not a curated record. Bases 72 to 851 code for a protein of 259 amino acids.